AUGUCUCGUAUGGUGAAUAUUCUUCUAUUGGCUAUUUGUUUCAAUGCAAUCACACAUAUUGAAGCAUCAGAUUUUGGAAAAUUUAUAAAUAAAAUCUCUACAACAGCAUCAAAAAUAAAAAGCCAACUUUUCGAAUAUUUUCAUCGUUUUCGAAUGUUUUUUACUCGUCAUACAGAAUCAACGCAUCAUCUAAUGACGACAAGAGGUUGUGGAUAUGCGGUGGAUGAUGAACCAAUGAUUUACAAUAAACGAGCAAAAAUUGUAUCGAAAAUAAAAGGUGGCGAUGAUGCUAUUUGGCAUACGUGGCCUUGGAUGGUUGCAUUGUCGACAAAGCCAAGUCAGAGUUGGAUGUGUGCAGGUGUGCUCGUUAAUGAAGAUACGAUUCUAACUGCUGCACAUUGUGUAUUCAAUAGAACAGCUAAUGAAAUUAAAGCUAUUAUUGGCGUACAUACAAUACUUGGCAAAUUAAAUCCUUUUAAUUAUUAUUCAAUCAAAUCAAUAUAUCGACAUCCAGACUUUGAAGAUUGUUGUAAAAAUGAUUUAGCUGUGAUUAAAUUAAAAAAACGUGUACUUUACGGACCGAAAAUAAAUUCGGUUUGUUUACCAUUUUCACAAGAGUUUACUGUGGACAAUGAUCAAAAUUUAAUAAAUCGUACAGGUGUUAUUAUUGGAUGGGGUGAAACUUCACAAAAUGCAAUGACUAAUUUUAUUAAAAGUUCUUCUUUACAGCAAGCUGAUGUACUUAUUUUCGAUAAUGAGUAUUGUAAUCGUGCAUAUGAGAAGAUAUUUGAUCCAGCUACUGAAAUUUGCGCCGGUGACUAUGAACAACGAACAGACACAAUGAGUGGUGAUUCUGGUGGUCCUCUACUAAUACGUCAAUCGGAUGGUCGUUGGAUUGUUCUUGGUAUAACAUCCUAUGGCUCGGAUAUUACACCAAAUCUAUCACCAAGUGUUUAUGUGAAACUAUCAGCAUAUGAAAAAUGGCUUGAACCAUACUUAAAAUCAAAUUAA
Messenger RNA from Rotaria socialis, 1011 nucleotides. The record is from the annotation of a GenBank genome assembly. Lineage: Eukaryota; Metazoa; Rotifera; Eurotatoria; Philodinida; Philodinidae.